AUGGCCGAAGAUUCGGGACCUGUCGAUAAUUUUAAUGAAGAUGGUGAGGACGUCGUUACUCUUGGUCAGUUGAAGGAUGCGAUUGAACAGAAUGAGAGUGAAAGAGUUAUGAAUGGACCCAAAUCGAUGGUGUGCACUUAUCCCGAGGUAAUUUCUGAGUCCUUAUUUUUGGUUUUUAGUGACUCAUCAUGGAUAAUAUAUUUUUUUUCCGGCUUUUGCUAUUUCUUUCUAAUAAUUACACGAAAUGGAUUACUGUAGCCCGAGUCUAGCUUAUGAAAGGGGUUGCAAGUUUUUAUUCGUUCUAUUUUUGCGAUUUUUACUAGCUGGAAUGGUUAACUUAAUUUUUGCACCGUCGUCCCGUCAAAUGUUUUUAGAAACUUGCAUUGGGUUCGAAAUUAAAUUUUUGCUGCGUUUAUCGUUGCUUAUUUCCAGAACUACGUCCCUCGGCAAUCUAUUUUCUCAUGUGUAACAUGUCAAGAAGAAUCAGAGGGAGAACUGGCUGGAAUAUGCUUUGCUUGCAGUGAAAAUUGUCAUGCUGGCCAUGAGGUCCUUCAGCUGUAUACUAAACGCAAUUUCUGCUGUGAUUGCGGAAAUAGCAAGUUCAAGAACAAUAAAUGCACCUUGUUUGAUGUAAGUUCGUUUUCAUUCUAUUUUUUAAAUGUUUAGAGACGUGAAAGGCCUUUCGAACGUUACAUUUCGUCUUCUUACAGGGUAAAAUCCCCAAGAACCGCCGAAACAAGUACAAUCAUAACUUCAAAGGGCUAUAUUGUACAUGCGACAAGCCUUAUCCCCCGGCCCCAGAUGAUCCCAUGUUCAAAGCCGAGAUGUUCCAAUGUUGUAUAUGUGAAGACUGGUUCCAUGGGGAGCACAUUGGAAUACCGGAUGAUGUUUAUCAGGACCUGGAACAGGAAUUGGUCUGCAAUUCUUGCUCCAACCAAUACCCAUGGCUGAUCGUUUACAAGGCUGUGUUGGACAAAAAACUUGCUGAAGUGGUAAGAAAUUGGGGGUUGCAGAGAAAUUUAGACCUGUUUCUUCGGGUUUUUGACGUUGUGGGCAAUAAUUUUUUUCAAAAAAUUUAUAUUAUACAAGGUAUUUUUAGGCAAAUGUAACUCAAGAAACCAGUCCAACGACUUCUCAGGAGCCGCAACCGGCUACAGAAAAACAAGAACCCCCGAAAGAAGAGGUUCAGACGCCAGAAUUUAAUGGUUGUACCCUGGAAAAUCCCGAAUUUAAAUCCUCACCAAACUCUAACGGAUUUGUCUUCCCGUCGAUAGAAUGGCGCAAAUUACUCUGUAAAUGCGAGAAAUGCAAGGUUAGUUGAUUUUGAUUAUUUUUGGAUUUGAUUUUUAGAAAAAGGUCGGUAUUUUUUCUCAUGGAUAAUAUAAUUUCAAUCUGAAAUUGUAUUUUUGCAGAGAAUGUACGAAGAUCUCGAUAUCGAAUAUCUUUUGGACGAAAAUGACUCGGCUCUGAGGUAUGUGGAGGGAAAUUGGAAGGCCAUGGAGGACAAGGACGGCGAUAUUUUCAAUGAAAUCGCUCAAACCACCUCGCAUGAGGUCGCGUUGACUUUGAAAAAUGGUAUGAAAAUAAGCGUAUGGACAUUUGUUGAUUUGUUUUCAGGAGUAGCCAAUUUGUCAAGCAAACUCAAAGAAUUUCUGGACAAAUCGGACCCCGGAAAAGUGAUCACCAAAGAAGACAUCGAAAAUUUCUUUGAUGGGGUGAACGCCAAGAAAUUCAAACCCAAUGAAGACUUGUAA
Molecule: messenger RNA, 1754 nt
Organism: Bursaphelenchus xylophilus (pine wood nematode)
Lineage: Eukaryota; Metazoa; Nematoda; Chromadorea; Rhabditida; Aphelenchoididae
Source: the annotation of a GenBank genome assembly